ACUGACCUUGAUGAAUGUUUCGGAUUCCCUAUGUCCGCGCCGAUGUUAGGACUUUCUGCGGCGUUUCUAUGAUAUGGUCUAUAUUUUUGUUAUCCAACUGCAUCUUUUGAUACAAAUCGUUACGCUCGGCGCAGCAAGACCUUCUGCCGUUCUUAGAAGCCCUUAUACUUCAUACAGGCGCCGUUGUUCGUGUGAAACUGUUUGGAUGCACAAUUCAACCCCUAUUUACCCAAGGAGAGGAAAGUAUCUUAUCUCUUCGACGCAUAUUGAAAUCCUUGACUUGAGGUCAAAUGAUUCCGGGGUUUAUUCAUGCGCUAGCUCUCCUCGUCGUGUCCAUACUUGUGGAAAUUUUUCUCUGUUUGUAAACGAUUUGGACAGUGAUUACACUAACAUACACAUGAAUACUGUGCCAUAUGAUGCGUCGGAGGAGUUGCCUGACAGAGUCUAUUGGCACCCGAGGAUGAAAAGGACAGACGUUGUCAAUUACUUUGAUUAUAAACCGUUGCUCCUGUCUGCGUACUUUUAUUCCACAGCCAGCACUCCUCCUUUUGUUACUUGGUCAGGUCCGACGGGCUCAUUAUUACUUCCCAAUCAGUUGGUACAAACACGUAUAUUGGACUGCCAUACAUUAGAAGAAUCUCAUCGGCCUUUAAAUGGCGUGUGCUAUGAGUCUUCUUACACAGUUCAGACCCUUAGCACCAGUUCACGCUUCAGUUGCGUAGUUUCCGUUCCCAAUGGCAACCGAAUCCAAGCACAAUUUACAGUUCUGAAGAAUAUGUUACAUUUGCUCUUGGAUGGAUCGUUACCUGAACGGGAAGAGGCGGAUGAGUCCAAGGAAGGAUCUGAUUGGUUCGAUGAUUUACCCGAUCCUGUGAUAAUGGAUGACUUUUCUUUGGGGUUCACCACGUUUGCCCGCACACCGAGGCCCACGACCACCAAAUCAUCGGUACGCCAACAGCCUGAGACGCGCCGCAAUGGCUAUGAACCCCCCUCCUCUACUACCCCGGUCCCCUCAUCACUCCUAACGCAAGUUCACCUGCAUCCGGCUAACUGGAGUGAAUUCGAGUUUUUUCCCCUUACUUCCGCUAUUCAUCCGGGCAAUAACUUUACCCUAAUGUGUCGGUUACCUCGCCUGACUCAUCAGCUGGAGCUAUGGUACCUGGGACACGUGUCCUCCACUGGGAAAUUUUCCACAGCCAGUCAAAUGUGUCUACCGAAGGGAUGCUACGAUCGCCAACCAGAGCUUCUAAAGGUUUCCGAGUCAACACCGAUCCAUUUCGUCGAUGGAAAAGGGAGGAUCGCCACCAAGUACCAACUUUCUCCAUCCGUGUUUGUGACAAUUACUCAUCUGGACGAGGACAAUACUGGCACAUACCUUUGUCGUUACCACCAUCUCUAUAGAACUGUGGAGGUCAACCUCACCAGCUUGACUGAGGCGGGCACAUCUCCGGACUUCCGGCCACUGGCUUUCGUAUUCGUCCUCAUCUAUUUGGUCCUAGCCACCUUACUAUCCUCCCUCUUGAUAUGCAUUCGAUCACUCCGGAAGCCUGUGAUUGCCGUGUUUAACUCUCAUGGUAGUGAGAUCAGCAGCAAAUUCGCACGUGUGAAUAUUAGUCUCCGGCCAAACGUUUUAUACCCAAGUUCCCUCUUCGACAAAGCUUCGGAGGCUAAACUUGUAUCACCCGAUGACCCUCCCAGCUCGAUCUUAUCCACUAAUGAGUAUCCAGAUGCCCCAGAGAGCCACAAGCCUGUCAAAAGACGAAGAACUGUGUUCCGACCGCUCAUUUCAACCAACCAUAUUGACCGGAUUGGCAGUCUAAAAGCUAAUAGUCAGCGCCUGCCUCCCGGUGGUCAGAGAUGGGAGGUCUCUCGUUCAUGCAUAAAGACGAAGCAACUCAUUGGCGAAGGAUCAUUUGGUGCUGUGUACGAAGGGAUCGCUGUAUGGAAUCCUUCCGAAAUCUCUCCAGCGUUCCGCUCUAGGUCCGCCCUCACAACCACGGUUGCAAUAAAAACCUUGAAGAACAAUCUCGACCAUGAUGGCUUGAAAAAUCUAAUGUUGGAACUGGAGAUUAUGAAAGUUCUCGAGGCGCAUCCACACAUUAUCCGUUUGCUGGGAGUUUGUACUCAUGAUGGCCCUCCAAUGAUUCUCAUGGAGUUCGCGAAACAUGGCAAUCUACGCGACCUCCUUCGUCGAAAUAGGCCUGCGUCGGAACAGUGUCUUGGCGACGGUCGAUCGUUUAAUGUCGACGGUACCGCCUGCCCCCAGCUGGACAGUCCUUCUCUCCUUCGAUUUGCGCGUCACGUCGCGGACGCAAUGACAUACCUCGAGUCACUCCAGCUGGUACAUUGCGAUAUUGCAGCCCGCAACGUACUGAUUACAGAAAAUUGGGUGGCCAAGUUGUCCGACUUCGGCUUCACACGGCACGUCGAUGACCGUGACUUUCAGAAAAACCGGGAGCGCUUUCCCUACCGCUGGAUGGCUCCAGAAUGCUUCGAUGGCUCCCGGUUCACACAGAAGAGCGAUAUAUGGUCUUUUGGAAUUUUCCUGUGGGAAUUGUUCACUCUCGGGCAAGUUCCAUACCCUGGCCUAUCAAAUGCUGAAAUACAUGAUUGGCUGGAGGCCGGAAACCGAAACGAACAACCUGUCCUGGCCAAUUCUUCAGUCUACGAAUUGAUGUUACUCUGUUGGACCAUGGACCCAGCUAUGCGACCUACGUUCAAGGAGGUGCUGGCUUCCUUGAUUCGCCUGUCCAAUUCGAACCUGUCUGCCACCAACUGCAGCCGGUCGCUUUACACCGGUCAUCUGGAAGCCAAACUGUCACGCUCCCUGCGAGUCUGCUCCUUACCAAAAUCCGGCUACUCAUCUGAAGGCUACGUGGAGAUGCGUUUCGAAGGCUACCUGGAGCCGCGACCGCAUGAUCAUUCCAGUGAAGUCACACUACUCUCCUGACCCUCCUCCAACAAUAUUUUCCCGCAUUUUUAUUGUAAACAACAACUGCUCAUAAACAGAUUUUUCAUCCCCUUUAUGACCCUUAUGCUUUUCAUCCUCGGUGUUGUAUUUCUUUUUCCCAUCCUUUUCUAAGAAUCUAUUUGUAAAAUUUGUAAAAUCUAUCUCCAUGUAUAUUUAUAUUGCGUUUCGUUUUUGCAUCCUCUCUAAUGUGAGCGGUUGGGAUACC
Messenger RNA from Dicrocoelium dendriticum, 3176 nucleotides. Lineage: Eukaryota; Metazoa; Platyhelminthes; Trematoda; Plagiorchiida; Dicrocoeliidae. The record is from the annotation of a GenBank genome assembly.